This is a messenger RNA of Trichoderma virens Gv29-8, 1576 nucleotides long. RefSeq lists its product as uncharacterized. The record is from RefSeq and is a predicted model, not a curated record. The transcript is spliced from 5 exons. Bases 46 to 1542 code for a protein of 498 amino acids. Gene Ontology annotation, molecular function: heme binding; iron ion binding; monooxygenase activity. Lineage: Eukaryota; Fungi; Ascomycota; Sordariomycetes; Hypocreales; Hypocreaceae.
UGCUUGUUGGAAUUUGUCGUUGUGAACAGCAACAGCAUCAUCAUCAUGGAGGACAUGCUUCGCCUCUGGAUUGCCCUCGCUGGCUUCGGCGUGUAUCUUAGUCUUAGGACCGUAUAUCGCCUGUAUUUCCAUCCGCUGUCUCAUAUUCCCGGCCCUAAGCUGACAGCAUGUACGCACCUAUACGAAUUUUACCACAAUAUUAUUCGUCCGGGCAUGUUCUUGUUUGAGAUUGAGAAGAUGCACCAGCAAUACGGCCCUAUAGUGCGCAUCAACCCAAGAGAAAUUCAUAUUUGCGACCCUGAUUUUUACGAUGAAAUCUACGCGUCCAGCAGUCGAAGGCGAGAUAAGGACCCCAAAUAUGUCCCUACAUACGCCUUGCCCGGCUCCAUGGUGGCGGCCGUGAGCCAUGAGCAGCACCGCUUCAGACGAGGCAUUCUCAAGGACUUCUUUUCUCGGCGUUCUGUCGCAGAGCUGUCCGACUCCGUCAACGAGCGGGUGCAGAAGCUCAUGACGCGUUUCGAGGUGGAGCGAAUGAACCAGACUAUUGUGUCUCUUGAUGAUGCCUUCUCAGCGCUCUCCUCGGACAUCAUCACGGCAUACUGCUGUGGUAAGGACUGGGACUUUAUUGAGGAUGAGAAUUUCCGCAGCGACGUCCGCAAUGCUGCUGAGAAUGCGAUCGCAUUUACACACAUCUCACGCUUUGUCCCCUGGUUAGUCUACGCAAUGAGUGCCCUUUCUCCCAAAACCAUGGCAUUUAUCAUGCCAGGAAAAGCAAAGCUUUUCGAGUUUCUCGAGGCAUUCUUGGAGUAUGGAAAGAUGGAGUCAUACACGGGCAAGAGAAAGACAAUGGUGGCCACUUUGGCCGAUGAAAGCAUUCCUGCAAAGGAGAGAGACUACUAUCGGCUGAGAGACGAGACAUUCGGCCUCAUCGCUGCUGGGACAGAAACGACUGCGAAAGUGCUAACUGCUGCUUCCUUUUAUAUGACAAAUGAUCGUAGAGUGCGAGAGACACUGCAGGCAGAGCUGAAGCAGGUUAUGCCAACGCUGGACAGCAGGCCAACGUGGGCAGAGCUUGAAAAGUUGCCUUAUUUGAGUGCCUUUAUCAACGAAUGCUUGCGCUUGGCUUAUGGGAUAACCGCACGGCUUCCGCGAGUAGCACCAACAGAAUCUCUACAGUACAAGGAAUACACAAUUCCCCCAGGAACCCCCGUCAGCAGUUCCACAUACUUUAUCCAUAACAAUGCGUACAUCUUCCCGGAACCGGACACUUUCCGCCCCGAGAGAUGGAUUGAGGCGGCGGAGAAGGGAGAAAACCUCAAAAAAUAUCUGGUUACAUUUAACCGAGGAACCAGAGGCUGCAUUGGCAUCAAUCUUGCCCACUUGGAAUUGUUCCUCACAAUUGCCCAUUUUGCCCGUCGGUUCAACAUGGAGUUACACAACACGGAGCUGGAAGACUUUCGUAUUGUCCGGGACAUGACCAUGGGUGUGACAAGGCGAGGCGGCUUCAAGGUCUAUGCUAGAUUAUCGCGGGUUGAUGAGUAAUUAUGAUUCCCCUGACUUGGAUCUUUGCUGGGGG